This is a messenger RNA of Diutina rugosa, 735 nucleotides long. RefSeq lists its product as uncharacterized. The record is from RefSeq and is a predicted model, not a curated record. Gene Ontology annotation, cellular component: mitochondrial outer membrane. Bases 1 to 735 code for a protein of 244 amino acids. The transcript has a single exon. Gene Ontology annotation, molecular function: nascent polypeptide-associated complex binding. Lineage: Eukaryota; Fungi; Ascomycota; Pichiomycetes; Serinales; Debaryomycetaceae.
AUGUCUUACGCCAAAGCCGCUGCCUCUGGAGGACCCGUCAAUCAAGCGGACAAGCUCCCGCAACCCGCCGAAGUGAAGCUGACCGCCACCCCGCAAGGCUCCGUCGAAGUGGUGCCCGAGGAAGAUUUUGAGGAGUUGAAGCACGAGACGAAGAAGGACGCCCAGGACCUCGCCCAGGACGUCAAGAAGGGCGCCGAAGCCACCAAGAAGCAAGGGAAGCAGGCGCUCAACCAGGCGAAGAAGCAGGGCCAGGAAGCGCUCGACACCGCCGCCAAGAAGCUGGAAGAGACCUACAACGAGAUGAAGGCGAAGUACGAAGAGCUCAAGAAGCAAGGUGGCGAAGCUUUUGACGAGUUCAAAAAGGAAUUCGACCAGUUUGAACGCGAGUACUCCGCCAAGGCCCAGGAAGCCGCCAACGAGAUCCACAAGCUGCUCAAGCGGUUCGACGCCCAGUACCUCAACGGCGCCGGGUCGGCGCUUGUGGCGCGCAUCGAGCUGUUGUUGCAGCGCGCCUGGGUCGAAUUGCAGAACCCGGUGGUGGUGGUGCAAACGGUGGUGGGCGCCUUGGAGUUGUCGGCGCUCUACAUCGGCUACCGUGACCGACACAGAAUCAACUUGGACAACCCGUUGGUGUUGGGCACUCACCUCGCCGUGAUCACGGGGACCUACUUUGCCAACAAGCACUGGUUCGACAAGUACUACCCGCAAUACGACCAGAAGCGCCUCACCAACUAG